AUGGAUGACAAAGAUAUAAAUGAGUGUGCUCUGAAUAUCCAUAUGUGCAGCCUCCAUGCCAAUUGCCUCAAUACCCCAGGAUCCUUCAAGUGCAAAUGCAAGCAGGGAUAUAGGGGCAAUGGACUUCAGUGUUCUGUUAUCCCUGAAAACUCUGUGAAGGAAUUUCUCAGAGCACCUGGGACCAUCAAAGAUCGAAUCAAGAAGUUACUGGCUCACAAGCACAAUAUGAAGAAAAAGGUGAAGCUGAAAAAUGUCACCCCAAGACCCACCAGUACACACACCCCUAAGGUUAACUUGCCUUUCAGCUCUGAAGAGAGCAUUUCCAGGGGCGGAAACUCUGAUGGAGAGCAAAAGAGGACGGAAGAGAGAAAGAGAGAGGGGCUGGAGGAAGAAAAAAGAGACAAAAUCCUACAGAAUGCGAUAGAACAGGAGCGAAGCCUUCGAGGAGAUGUGUUUUCUCCUAAGGUAAAUGAAGCAGAGGAUUUGGAUCUGGUCUACAUCCAAAGAAAAGAGCUAAAUUCCAAACUGGAACACAAAGACUUAAACAUCUCAGUUGACUGCAGCUUUGGUCAUGGGGUCUGUGACUGGAAACAGGAUAGAGAAGAUGAUUUUGACUGGAAUCCUGCUGAUCGAGACAAUGCUGUUGGUUAUUAUAUGGCAGUCCCUGCACUGGCGGGGCACAAGAAGGAUAUUGGCCGAUUGGAACUUUUCCUCCCCAACUUGACACCCAAAAGCACCUUCUGUUUGCUCUUCGAUUACCGGCUGGCUGGAGACAAAAUAGGAAAACUUCGAGUGUUCGUGAAAAAUAGCAACAAUGCCCUGGCAUGGGAAGAGACUCAAAAUGAGGAUGAGAGAUGGAAGACAGGGAAAAUCCAGUUGUACCAAGGGAUUGAUACUACCAAAAGUGUCAUUUUUGAAGCAGAACGUGGCAAAGGCAAAACUGGAGAAAUUGCAGUGGAUGGUGUCUUACUGGUGUCAGGCUUGUGUCCAGAUGGCUUUUUAUCUGUAGAGGGCUGA
Messenger RNA from Cricetulus griseus (Chinese hamster), 1017 nucleotides. The record is from RefSeq and is a predicted model, not a curated record. NCBI's taxonomy places the organism in Eukaryota, Metazoa, Chordata, Mammalia, Rodentia, Cricetidae.